CGCUCGUGUUGCUGUUCACUCUUCUCACUGCUCGGCCUUGCGCUGACCUCCAGGUGACCUCCUCUCCCCCAGACCACGGCGCGCAGACGGACGACAUCUUCCACGUGAGCGCCGGCCACCUCUUCCUGCUCAAGUGCCUCUUUGUGGAUGCCCACGCCACCGUGACGUGGAGCAGGGGGGGCGGGGCCAGCCUGCCCCCCGGGGUGGAGGUCAGGAACGGGCUACUGUGGUUCCUCCCUGUGCAGAUGUCUCAUGCUGGAGCCUACACCUGUGAGAAAAGGGACCACACCGGAUCCCUGUCGGUGACCUUCGGGGUGUCGGUGUCCACUGCAAAGUGCCCCGACCCGCCUGAAACCAAGUCCAUCGCCGUAGGGGUCACCGAGCUUCUGUCCUGCAAACAGAGAGAGGUCCUGGACCUGAACCUCACCAGGAGCAUCCGCUGGGUGAAGGACUGCCAGCUGACGGCGCCGGCCGGGCAGCUCGCCUCUGUGUCUGAGAGCGGCUUCAUGAGGCUGUCCGGCCCCUCACAGGAGGAUUCUGGGAAAUACACCUGCCUGGUGGACGUGAGCGUGGACGGCAGGACGUACACCGCUGCUCGCAGCAUCUGGCUGGCCGUUAACAAGGACAUCUCCACGACCCUCAUCGUGGAGCCUCGCGUGUUUUACCCUCAACAGGAAGUAGUGCUGGUGGAAGAAGGGUCGAGGGCGGAGCUUAACUGCUCCGCCUACAUCGGCUUCAGCGACGACGACGAGACGCUGAUGUUCUGGACGGUGAACAAGACGCACACCGAGGACCAGCAGGGCCUGGAGGUCUCCCUGAGCCUUCGCUCCAGGGGGGGCGCUGUGUUUGGCCGCUCCACUCUCACCAUCUCCAGCGUCCUCCAGACGUUCCUGAACGUUCCGAUCUGCUGCUGCGUCUCCAACUCAGCGGGAUUCCACUAUGGAGAGGUGUGGCUUCAAGAAGCCGACCACAGCGCCCUCUACACCACAGUGGCCGUCUACGUCUUCUCCUCCUUGGCCGUUGUGCUCCUCGGCGCCGUGCUCCUCCUCUUCCGGGUGGAGGUGGUGUUGGCCCACAGGAAGCUGCUGAGACGUUUCUCUAAGCGCGCCUCUCCGCAGCUCCCGGGGAGGCCUUCUGGCGCCUACGUCAGCUUCCUGCCGCCCGGCGCCCCGAGGGCCGCCGAGACGCUGAGCCCGGCCCUGCAGGUCCUCUCCGAGCAGCUGGAGCGGCAGCUGGAGCGGCAGCACGGCUACUCGCUGUACAUCAGAGGCCGGGACGACCGGCCCGGAGAAGGUUGGCAGCCGGGAACCUCUAGAGACCAGAUAAAGGAUCCGCGUGCAGGUUCUUCUGGUCGCACAGAGACCGGAUCGGUUCCUCUGUGAUCCACUAUUCCGUACACUGCUGAAAAUCAAACAGGCCCAUUGAGAGACAUCGUGUAACAGGAAGCAUAGAGGGCCGUGUUUCAGAAGGGAGGUGCAGCAGCUGUGUACUGAGACCCUGAGGCCCGCUGACCGGGCCCAGCCGGUUCCUCCACAGGAGUUUACUGCACGCGUGGUUCCGUUGCCGUUUGAAUCCGAUGUCUGUGCCGUGAAGAACAAGAGAGGAAGUCUAAUCUGUCUUUGACGACCGUCCUGUUCUCCGUGUGACCUCUUGGUGUAUUGUGGUUCAUUUC
Messenger RNA from Pseudoliparis swirei, 1672 nucleotides. Its product is annotated as interleukin-1 receptor type 2-like. NCBI's taxonomy places the organism in Eukaryota, Metazoa, Chordata, Actinopteri, Perciformes, Liparidae. The transcript is spliced from 9 exons. The record is from RefSeq and is a predicted model, not a curated record. The annotation marks the transcript as partial.